Auxenochlorella protothecoides is the source of this 960-nucleotide messenger RNA. RefSeq lists its product as hypothetical. Lineage: Eukaryota; Viridiplantae; Chlorophyta; Trebouxiophyceae; Chlorellales; Chlorellaceae. The coding region runs from base 1 to 960 and encodes 319 amino acids. The transcript has 4 exons. The record is from RefSeq and is a predicted model, not a curated record.
AUGCCCACGAAAGCCGACCCGGGCCCGACGCCCGGCACGCCUCUGAGCGUGGUGGGGCUCGCGGAUGGCGUCUCCAUCCCCUCCACUGCCUCGGUCGAAGAGGGAAGUCUUGUGGCGAGUUCUCGCUCCUCGGACGUCCCAACCGGCGAGGCCAGUGGGUCGGGCACGAGUAGCGGCCGGGAUGGGGAUGCUGGCCCCGCCAGCCCCAUUGGCAGACCCGGGGGGUCCGAGGCCUUCGGCCGGGGUUCCCCGCCCUCCACCAGCGAAGAGAUCCCCCAUGUCGACGUGGACUUUGUGGUUCGGCGCCUGAGCUGCGGCUCCCUGCCCCUGACGGGGCAGGUUGUGGCCUAUGGGUGGGAGCAGGCCGCCAUGCUCGCCUCCACCUGCAAGGCCAUGCCCAACCAGCUGUUCACGGCCCUCUGGCCCGCCACUGCGGCCUGCCUGGACACCUUCUCCUCCCAGAGCAUCCUGGACAUGCUCACCGCCUGGUCGCUGCUGCAGCAGCGGUGUCCCAGACACUUCCGCCUCUCGAGUCGGGUGGUGGAGAGCAUGGUUCAGAGAGCACUGCCUCCCAUAGUGAAACGAUUGAGGGAUAGCGAACUGGCAGACAUGGCGGAGCUGGCACAGGAGCUCGCAUCCCAAGGAUUAGACCCCGGCGUCGUCUGGUUCGGCCCGUCCUCCAGGGACCUGCUCUGCCCCGUCUUCUCGCUUGUAGCGGUGGAGGCUGCCUGGAGGGACCUUACCCCCGGCUACUGGCUUCACCGCGAUGCUCGAGCCAGGGUCCUGGCAGCCUCCCGGGCUUGGAGCUGGCGAGCGGUGCCCCACCGUGAUUCCGGGGCACUGACCCAGCUGAAGGGAUCGGUGGAAUGCGCCCUGGGUGUGCUGCGACGCGCCGACUCCGCGCUGUGCCCGCCCCCUGCGGGCCAGCCCAUUGCCGACCCUGGUGAGGGCGGCGCGUGA